GAGAGAGAAUCCAGAUAAACAAACAAAAAGAAGCUGAGAAGCUGCAGAGCUGCUGCACCAUGUCGACACCACUACCAGAGGAGGCCACACUCCACAGAAAAGGUAACGCAACAACCCAGCGAACAAAAACGAAAAGCCCAAACAGUACCCAGACACAGAGAGGGAGCGAGAGGAGAGGGGGGAGUACUUGAAAGCAACACGAGAAAAGACGCAGAGCUUUCAGAUGCCAACUUUGCUGGGAAAACAAAACAAAUUAGCUAUCUCUUUCCUUUUCCUUCCUUCCAAAAUGCAAUAAAUGAAAGGGAUCAAAAUCUUAUAAAUGUAUCUGAGUUGCUCGAUCUGCAACCUCAAGUGAAUCUGAUCCAUCUGGCCUACAUUCUUCUUGAUUUAUCAAUGGCGUGACGUUUACUUUGGAGACGAUGAAGUCUGGUCUCGCUGCGUUUUGUCCUCAAACUUUUAUUGGUUUCAUCGGUGGCGUCGUUGUUGUGGAGAUCUACUCCUCUGUUUACUGAGUCGCCGAGCUGAAAAGGUCCAAACAGAAGGGGUUUUAGUUGUCUGCAGAGAUGCAGGCGGUGGACUCUGCAACCGCGUCGACGAUAGGUCUCCAGCUUCCUGCGGUGAAAAAAGCUGAUGCGGGAGGGAAGCAUCGGAUUAUCGCCGAAUUGAAGCGCCUCGAGCAGGAAACUAGAUUCUUGGAGGAAGAGAUAGAAGAGCUUGAGAAAACAGAGAAGGUUUCAGCUGCAUGCCAGGAAUUGAUGCUAAAAAUUGAAACAAGAUCGGAUCCACUACUUCCAGUAACAAAUGGCCUCACCAACCCAUCCUGGAAUAGAUGGUUCGAAGGCCCACAAGAUUCAAAUGGCUGCAGGUGCUGGAUGUUGUAAUGAUGGCUGUGAAUCAUCUGGAGAUGCCCUUUGGUUGUCAAUUGUUUCCAAGGCUUAAAAGUUAUUUCCAUGUCACAAACACCUGUCAAUCUGUUAUUUUUGACAAUUGACAAAUCAAAGAUGAAAUAUUCGAUUGUACACAAUAUAACUUUUUAGGCAAAUGGAUAACAUAAUUUUAUCUUUGGGAAUUCAAACA
Messenger RNA from Nelumbo nucifera (sacred lotus), 1077 nucleotides. RefSeq names its product guanine nucleotide-binding protein subunit gamma 1-like. Gene Ontology annotation, biological process: G protein-coupled receptor signaling pathway. The record is from RefSeq and is a predicted model, not a curated record. NCBI's taxonomy places the organism in Eukaryota, Viridiplantae, Streptophyta, Magnoliopsida, Proteales, Nelumbonaceae.